UUUCGCUUUUCUGCCGCCGCUAUUGAUUUAAUCGCUCAACAAUCUCCGCCCACCGCCACCAAUCCACAGAGCGAGCCAGCGAACGAGCGAGCGAGCGAGCAAGCAAACUCCUAUCCGUCCGAGCACUUCUUGCUUAUUCCAUAUCACAAAGGGGAUGGCAUCGGUAGCUGGCUCAGCUCUGUCCGUUGGCUCAGUUGCUUCUUAUGGAACUCAGAUUGGCUUGGGAGCAAAACCGAAGCCUCUUCAUGUUAAUCACAAUGCCCCAAAGCUUUUCAAGGGUUUCAGUGGUCUGAAAGCAUCAUCAUCAGUUUUCUGUGAAUCAGAGACCUCUUUUAUGGGAAAUGGGAGACAUGCUUCUGUCUGGGAGUCAUUUAAGCCAAAAUUGGGGAAAUCGAACCUGAGAACAAAAAGUCAACUGGUGCCACAGGCUUCAUCUUUUAAGGUGGCUGUUCUUGGAGCUGCGGGUGGUAUUGGGCAACCAUUAUCUCUCCUGAUUAAGAUGUCCCCGCUGGUCUCAGCUGUGCAUCUCUAUGAUGUUGCAAAUGUAAAGGGGGUAGCUGCUGAUCUCAGUCAUUGUAACACUCCCUCGCAGAGUCUGGGUUUCACAGGAGAAUCAGAGCUAGCCAACAGUUUGAAGGACGUGGAUGUGGUUGUAAUACCUGCAGGGGUUCCACGAAAGUCUGGCAUGACCCGUGAUGAUCUAUUCAAUGUCAAUGCCAACAUUGUGAAGACACUGGUGGAGGCUGUUGCUGAUAAUGCUCCAGAUGCUUUUAUCCAUAUCAUUAGCAACCCCGUGAAUUCUACUGUCCCCUUAGCUGCAGAGGUCCUCAAGCAGAAGGGUGUCUAUGAUCCAAAGAAACUUUUUGGUGUUACCACACUUGAUGUCGUGAGAGCCAACACCUUCGUGGCCCAAAAGAAGAACCUUAAGCUUAUUGAUGUGGAUGUCCCAGUUGUAGGUGGGCAUGCUGGAAUUACCAUACUACCACUGUUGUCAAAGACGAGACCAUCUGUGACCUUCACAGAUGAAGAAGCUGAAGAGCUUACAGUGAGGAUUCAGAACGCAGGGACGGAGGUAGUAGAGGCAAAAGCUGGUGCUGGAUCAGCAACUCUGUCAAUGGCCUAUGCGGCAGCCAGGUUCGUGGAGUCCUCUCUUCGUGCUUUGGACGGAGAUGGGGAUGUUUACGAGUGCUCCUUUGUGCAAUCUGAUAUCACCGAGCUACCGUUCUUUGCAUCAAGAGUUAAACUCAGCAGGAAAGGCGUCGAAGCUGUGAUCUCAUCUGACCUUCAGGGACUGACCAACUAUGAGGCGAAGGCACUGGACGCUUUGAAGCCAGAACUGAAGGCAAGCAUUGAGAAGGGCAUGGCAUUUGUUCAUAAGCGGAUGGCUGCUGUAGCAUCUGUCUGAGGCUGAUUGCUUGCUCCAACCCACGAGUUACUGGAUGAAAGUGACCAAUUUAUAUUCAGGUGUUCCAAUUUUGCAGAAAUUUACGGUUUUGAUUGGUCUUGUGCCAAGUCUUUUUUUUUAUUAGAUGACAAGAAUGAUCGAGCAAAGUAGCUGUUCUCUAUGGGUGUGGACUUUUGAAUCCAUUGAUGUGUCUGUUGUGGCUGGCUCUUGAA
Messenger RNA from Musa acuminata subsp. malaccensis (wild Malaysian banana), 1617 nucleotides. Its product is annotated as malate dehydrogenase, chloroplastic. Gene Ontology annotation, biological process: tricarboxylic acid cycle; malate metabolic process. The record is from RefSeq and is a predicted model, not a curated record. Gene Ontology annotation, cellular component: mitochondrion; cytoplasm. Gene Ontology annotation, molecular function: L-malate dehydrogenase (NAD+) activity. NCBI's taxonomy places the organism in Eukaryota, Viridiplantae, Streptophyta, Magnoliopsida, Zingiberales, Musaceae.